AUGAGUAGUGCAAGCAAGAAGAAAGUUUGUCAGUAUUCAGAGGAAUAUUUAAAACUUGGUUUCAUACCCGCUGUCCAUGAUGAACGGUCACCUUUCUGCCUCUUAUGCCAACAAUGCUUGACCAACGAAUCAAUGAAACCAGGUCGUCUUGAGGCACAUUUGAAGGCGAAACAUAGUGCGUAUGUAAAUUCAGAUUUGAAUUACUUCAAAUCUUUAAAGGAUAAGUUUGAAAAAAGAUCAACAAUAAAGUCUCUGUUCACUGCACAAACUGUUACUGUCAGUCGUACUCUUGAGGCUAGUUAUGAAAUUUCUUUACUCAUUGCUAAAUCUGGAAAAAAUCAUACUAUAGGGGAGGAUUUAAUUAAACCAUCAAUAUCAGCAUUUCUUAAAACAGUUCUGGAAAAAGAUGACAAAGACGUUAAAGCCAUGCCACUCAGUAACAACACUGUUAGGAGAAGAAUAGAUGAAAUGAGUGAAGAUAUUGAAACACAACUUGUUGAAAAGCUGAAAUCAAGAAAAUUCUCAGUACAAAUGGAUGAAUCAACUGUGAGAGACAGUGAGGCCUUAUUGCUAACCUAUGUAAGAUAUAUUGAUAAAGGUGAAUUUGCUGAAGAAAUGUUAUUCUGCAAAUCGUUAGAGACCACCACUACCGCCACUGAUAUAUAUAAUAAACUAAAACACUACUUAGAUGUCAAUAAUAUACCAAUGGAAAACAUAACAUCUUGUGCAGCUGAUGGUGCUCCUGUUAUGAUGGGCAAGAAAAAUGGCUGCUUAAAAUUGAUGAAAGAUGAGAAUCCGGAAAUGCUUCUUGUGCACUGUGUUAUUCAUAGAGAGAACUUAGUGUCGAAAAAUAUUUCUCCUGUACUUAAUGAGGUACUGAAAUCAGUUAUAAAAUCUAUCAAUGCUAUCAAAGCUAAUGCCAAAUGUGGGCGUCUUUUCAAGCAAUUUUGUGAAGAUAACAAUGCAGACCAUGUGAGACUUUUACUUCACACUGAGGUACGGUGGCUUUCGAAGGGGAAUUGUUUGAAAAGAUUCAUGGAACUAUUUGAUGAGCUUAGUGACUUUUUAAGUGACAAGCCUGAAAUGAAGCACCUGCUAACCGUUGAUGGAAAAGCGUUUGUGAGUUAUUUAGCAGAUAUUUUUGAAAAACUGAAUGUGUUGAAUAAACAACUUCAAGGAACAAAUAAAACUCUUGUUGAUGCAAAGGCGAAGAUAUUUGGCUUUAUUUCAUUUAUCGAGUUAUGCCAAAAACAUAUUUCUGACAAAAAUUUUGACCAGUUUCAUUGGCUAAAGAAAUGUGAGCCGACUGAUGCUGCUGUACUUGUCAUUGUGGAUCAUCUGAAAAUAUUGGCCUCUGAUUUGAAAGAAAGAUUUUCUGAUUUAAAACAGAUUGAUUUUCCAACAUGGGUGAUGCAGCCAGUGCUAGUGGAUCUAUCUGAUGUUUCAAUGCAGUACCAAGAAGAACUCUCGGAAAUACAAAAUGAUGAGUCAGUUAAAACUUUAUUCAACAUAAAAGGAGCGAUGGCAUGGCUUUGUGAUGAGACAGAAACUAAAUACCCAAAUUCAACCAGCUUUGCAAGAAAACUGUUGUUACCGUUCCCAUCUUCAUAUUUAGCUGAAUGUGGCUUUAGUGCUGUAAAUGAUUUGCUACUGAAGAAAAGAAAUCGAAUGGAUAUCACUAAACGAGGAGAUUUGAGACUGAAGCUGACUAAAUUAGUGCCUAAUAUAAAAUCUCUUUGCAGCAGGCAUGAAGCACAAGGGUCUCACUAA
This is a messenger RNA of Leucoraja erinaceus (little skate), 1770 nucleotides long. RefSeq names its product SCAN domain-containing protein 3-like. The record is from RefSeq and is a predicted model, not a curated record. NCBI's taxonomy places the organism in Eukaryota, Metazoa, Chordata, Chondrichthyes, Rajiformes, Rajidae. The coding region runs from base 1 to 1770 and encodes 589 amino acids. The transcript has a single exon.